This is a messenger RNA of Cylicocyclus nassatus, 299 nucleotides long. Lineage: Eukaryota; Metazoa; Nematoda; Chromadorea; Rhabditida; Strongylidae. The record is from the annotation of a GenBank genome assembly.
CUCUAAUACAAUGCGAGCGGCUAUAUUGUUUCUCAUUGUGAUCGUCUCUGUGCAGGCACGAAUUCUACACGAAGGCUAUGGGGAAUCGAUAGAGCAGUAUCGUCGACGAGAACGGUAUGAGAAUUGCUUGAAGUUUUGCGUGAACAAGUCAAAAAGAGUAAAGUUCAAUGAGAUUCUCUGCAGUGAAUGUUCUCAACUCAGAGAUUCAGAUGACUUCUAUUAUUAGUUUAUCUUAUAGAUUUCCUAGAACUAAAAGAAAGAUAAACACUGUUUGAAGUUUGAAGAAAAAUAUAUGUAAC